UUUCUGACUUAGUCAGCCACAGCAUGAAAACCACUGCAGUUGUGAUUUUGUUAAGUUUUAGUUUUAGUUUUCUAAUUAAUGGGCAAUCUGUUAGAAAAAUUCCUGGUAAGAUGGAAAUUCCACUAAAUUAAAAUCAUAAAUUUCUCCUUAUUUAAGAACUCUGUACUAUGGGUGUGGUUUUAAUCAGACAACGUGUGAUGUGCGAACCUUUACGUCCUUUAUGGGUCCUUCGAAAGGGCAGAUGCGUGGAGGCUCUUCAUUGCCGUAAUGGUUACUCGAAAUAUCAAUGCGAGAGGAAUUGCCUUAGAUCUAGACCAAGACCUCCACCAAAACCUGUACCAAUAGUUAAACCAACACUGACAACACCAAAGCCAACACUCACAACUUGUAGAACAACAAAGGUUGAAAUUAGGACCACAACGGUUCAGUAUGCGACAUCGACUAGCUCUGAUCUAGCCUCUACGAGAGAAACUAGAAGGCCUAGAAGAACUAGAAGGCCAAGAAGAUAUGAAAUGAAAGAGAUAUGCGAAUAAAGUUUGAUCUCCUGAAGGUUAAUUCAUACUAAAAUCAUCUUUAACUUGAAUUCUUUAACAAUUAUAUAAACUAAAUGCUGAUAUCAAACCUCACCUUUUUAUAUAACACCUCACCUUUCAUAUAUUAUUUAUCUUUCAGAACAUUCACAUCAACUUCCAAGAGCCUCCUAAUUAGGAUUUAUGAAGCUUUUUUAGUGCGGAAACCAUAAGCUCUACCAAAUUAGCAAAUCAUUUAAAUAACAUAAAAUCCCCAUGAAGUCGAGGGCAGGCUUCAGUUUUCUUUCCCAUAAAAAGUAUUUUCACGUCCAUUGAAAAUCAUCGUAACAAAAACGAAGGGCAAAGGCGAACAAUGUGCUAUAUUUUUGCAAAAACGAACAAUAUGCCGAUACAGGAACCGACACACUCAACUGCGAAGGGAAAGCAAUAAUCAUUAGGCCAACAAAGGGACUACCUCCCCACCAAGCCCAGGGAUUCAGCUCGGCCAGGCACUUCUAUCGGGUUGAGUGCGUUGUCAACCGCUGACCAGGCACAAAAAAAAAAGAAAAAAAG
Messenger RNA from Drosophila eugracilis, 1082 nucleotides. RefSeq lists its product as uncharacterized. Bases 168 to 533 code for a protein of 121 amino acids. NCBI's taxonomy places the organism in Eukaryota, Metazoa, Arthropoda, Insecta, Diptera, Drosophilidae. The record is from RefSeq and is a predicted model, not a curated record. The transcript has a single exon.